UCACAAUCGGAAAAGCAAACAUAAAAUAAAAUAUAAAUAUACUUUAAUAUAAAAAAAUUAAAAAAAAAAAAAAGGAAACCCAAUCACAGUAGAAUGUCAGUGAAAAAUAAAUUCAAUUUUUUUACGAGGCAAGGUAUCAAUUGGUUAUGCAAGUAAGCAAGGAACCCUUUUGUUCCGUCUCUUUAUGUAGAUUCACUCUCUGCUUCAAGUAUUCUUCCUUGCCUUGAUCGCCACUAUUACUAUAUAACUUUCUUCUCUCAUCCCAAUUUGCUCACACACAAAGAGUGUAGCAUGGCUCACAACACCAAUGUACCUCUCACGCUCUUAUUCAUCUUCAUUACUCUUGCAUCAGUGGCAAAAAUUUUUGCAAGCGCUAGAAGAAUUAUCAUAGUGAAUGUGUGCAAAGAGACAGUGUGGCCUGGGAUAUUUGCAUGGGGUGAUUAUGAUGGUGGUGAAGGUUUUGCAUUGAAACCAGGCCUAUCUAACUUCUAUAACGCCUCAGAUAAAUGGAGUGGCCGCAUAUGGGCAAGAACUGGUUGCAGUUUCAGCAACAGCACCAGCUCUUGCCAAACAGGAGGCUGCGGCCCUUCCAUAAAUUGUACAGGACCAGGGAGUAAGCCGGUCACAAUUGCUGAGUUUACCCUCAGUCCCGACAUCGAUUUUUAUGAUGUUAGCCUUGUAGACGGGUUCAACGUACCUAUAUUGAUUCAACCUCUCAGUGGCAAAGGAAACUGUAGCAGAGCAGGUUGUGAUGGAGACUUGAGGCAAAGUUGCUCCGAUGAUCUUGCUGUUAAAGAUACGGGGAAGGUGAUAGGCUGCCGUAGCGCAUGUGACAAGUUCAACACGGAUGAUUAUUGCUGUAGAGGCAUGUAUGGAGAACUUGGCUCAUGCUCUCCUUCCAACUAUUCCAGGAGCUUCAAAAAAGUGUGCCCUGCAGCGUCAAGCUAUGCAUUUGAUAGCAAUUCAAGUGUUAUUACAUGUUCUGGUACAGAUUAUGUUGUUGCCUUCUGUGCAACAAGGAACCAAACAGUUUGCUCUUACCAAGCAAAUAAACUUUCGUGUAAUCAACCGAAUGGCGUAAAAGCAUUCUCUCAGAACCGGUGGCUCCUCCUGAUGCUGGUGUUGCCAAUUACAUUAAAUCUACAAGCAAUUCUUUAGAAAAUCAUGUACACCAAUUGUGAUCCAUGAAAUUAUGCUUUAAGCUCCUGUUCAAUGUCCAUUUUGAAAUCUAAUGAAAUGAUUCCUGCAA
Messenger RNA from Mangifera indica (mango), 1249 nucleotides. Its product is annotated as pathogenesis-related thaumatin-like protein 3.5. The transcript is spliced from 3 exons. Gene Ontology annotation, biological process: defense response. Lineage: Eukaryota; Viridiplantae; Streptophyta; Magnoliopsida; Sapindales; Anacardiaceae. The coding region runs from base 292 to 1158 and encodes 288 amino acids. The record is from RefSeq and is a predicted model, not a curated record. Gene Ontology annotation, cellular component: extracellular region.